Parus major (Great Tit) is the source of this 3630-nucleotide messenger RNA. RefSeq names its product rhotekin 2 (gene RTKN2). The transcript has 12 exons. The record is from RefSeq and is a predicted model, not a curated record. NCBI's taxonomy places the organism in Eukaryota, Metazoa, Chordata, Aves, Passeriformes, Paridae. Gene Ontology annotation, biological process: positive regulation of cell population proliferation; hemopoiesis.
CGGGAAACUUGGGAAACUUUCCCGACGAUUCCUCAGGGGUACCGCGCCAUCUCCGCCUGGCGCCCGGCGACGCGCCCACCCGGAACAUGAUACUCAAGAGAAGAUCAACUUUGAGGUCCACAUGAGAGAAGGCAUCUGCAAACUGCUCUCAGUGAGCACGCACAAGGAGCAGCUCCUGUGUGCAGUGAAGAACCUGAUGGUUUGCAAUGCUCGCAUACGGGCCUAUGGGGCAGAGCUGCAGGGCCAAAAGGAGGACCCCAGUCCGGGAAGGACUGAUGACCAGUCUUCAGAAAACGGGACAAAGGACUGGAUGGCAUGCAGAGCAAAGAUUGCUAUAUCAGAUGUUCGAAUACCAUUAAUGUGGAAACGCUCUGACCACUUCAGCAAAAAAGAAAAAUCGCAGCGCUAUGCAGUGUUUUGUUUAUUCAGAAUGGGGGCUGAGGUUUUUGAUACUGAAGUGACCAUUGUGGAUGAAGCAAUAACAGAUAUCUGUUUUGAAAAUGUAACCAUAUUUGAUGAAGCAAGCCCAGAUUUCCAGGUGAAGGUUGAAGUAUAUAGCUGCUGUAUAGAGGAGCCUUUAUAUAUAACAAACACUCCUAAGAAACUGGCAAAGAAAUUUAAAAUGUCCCUCAGCAAAGCUACUGGGAAGAAACUCAAAGCUGCACUGGAGGAAGACAUCAUUGAGCCCCUUUUGCCUGCUGACCCAGUCAUUCAUGGAGCAAAGUACAGUUUGCUAGCAUCCACCACUUUGGGGCUGGAAAGUGCUGAGGACAAUUUCAGGACCCACAACCUUACCAUUACAGGAAAUGAGGACUCCUCUUUUUGGCUACCCCUGUAUGGAAACAUGUGUUGCCGUUUAGUUGUCCAGCCCUCCUGCAUGGCCAAGGAUAUGAUGGCAGGAUUUCUAAAUCAGCAGCAAAUGGUAGGAGGUGUAACGAGCUGGAGGAGGCUGUAUUGCAUACUGAGAGGUGGAAAACUCCUUUGUUAUUACUCACCAGAAGAAGCUGAGGCUAAAAUGGAGCCAGCACUGAUGGUUUCCAUCAACAAGGAAACCAGGAUUCAAGCUGUUGAUAAGGACUCCAAGAGAAGAGCUAACAACUUCUCUGUUAUCAACCCCAUGUCUGGAGAGGGUGUGAAGCAGCAUUUUGCUACUGACAGUAGGAAUGAACUUCACAAAUGGAUGGAGGCUUUCUGGCAGCACUUUUAUGAUCUGAGCCAGUGGAAACAUUGUUGUGAGGAACUUAUGAAAAUUGAGAUUAUGUCACCACGGAAACCACCUUUGUUCUUGACAAAGGAAGCGACCUCUGUCUACCAUGAUAUGAGCAUUGAUUCUCCAGUAAAAUAUGAGGGCUAAGCUGAUAUCAUACAAAGGAAAAUUGAAGAGAGUGAUGGUGAGUUCCUGCUUGGCCAUGAAAAAGAGUCUGCAUCUGCCCUAUGGGCAUCACUCUUUGAUGGAUCUCAUGAGAUGACUGUUGAGAAAAACAUGCAUCUGGACCCCAAAAGAUAUACUACAAGUCCUAAUGGCAGCAGAGGAAAGAAAAGAGCUCCAUCUCCACCCUCUGAUAAGUCACCAUACAGUGCAAAAGCACAGGUGAGCACAGAGCAACUGGACAAGGAAAACUGGAGGAAGCCUGACCAUACAUCUGCCAGUAGCUCUUCCUUUGAGUCAGUGUUAUCUACAAAAAUGCAGCAGCUGCAAACCCCUAUUGCUCCUCCUCGCAAAAUUGGUCCUUCUGGAAAAAGUGUUUUAGCUGGCCUGGGGAAUCCCAUUUCUCUGCUGAGCAAGACCAAGUCUGAAACCAAACCAGUACCAACCCCUAGACAGAAGGGCAUCACAGAAAUACUAGACCCCAGGUCCUGGAUGCAUCCAUAGGCAUCAUAUUUAGCUUAAAGGAGUCUUUGGAAUUUAAAGUUUCUCAGCAUUCUCCUAAUACUCUUCAUUAAAAGUAGAUUUUAGCAUAUAGCUCAAGUGUUUCCUGUAAUCCAGGGCAUUACUGCUAGCUGCAGCCUCAGCUGUAUUCACUAGUGCUCAUCUAAAUAAUGUGGGGGGGAGUGGGGUGGGGGGGUGUCUCUGUCUGGAGUAACAGUGCUAUUUCUGAAAACAAUAGUUCAGUACUUUCCUCUUGAAAAAAACCACAGUGUUCAGGUUAACCUCAGUUGUCCCCACAGCAGGGAUGUUACCAGUGCCUCCUACCAGUCCCUCAGCCUAGCCCAGCCACAGCUCCUCAGACUACUUAAGUGGGAAUUCACACAUAUUUCAGCACAGAUCUUGCAAAGCUGAUUUUCUUGGCCUUCAUGCUUGCUGCAUCUUCUCUCUCCCUUGCUGUUUAGGAAACACUGCUUAUAUGGUAAUCAAGUAUGAAAAGCUUUUGUGCUGUUCUGAAUGGCUCUGUAACACCAUAUGAAUUUCUGAGGCAGUUCUAUCAAUUUAGUGUGAGAUUUCCCAAGUUCCUGCUGGUUCAUGUGCUACUGGAAUGUACCAGGGUCUUUGAGCAAAGAUGUGAUCCAUCACUGCUGUUUAUUUUGGGCUAAGACAAGGGUUUAAAAGCAGUUGCUGGGUAUGCACAUGUGCUCAUCUUAUGGUUGCUUUUCCUGACAAACCUGGCUCCUGACAAACCUGGCUCUGUAACAUAGCUCCUCCUUUGUGGAGCCUCUCAGCUGUUCCUGGUAGUGAACUGGUUUGUAAACAGGCAGUGUUACUGGUAAGUAAACAGGUUUUUCACCACUUGUUCUUUCUGCAAUAGCAGAGAAGAAGCACUUCAGGUGACGAUACUGAACUUUGAUAUUCUUUCAUCAGACUGUUCAUCACUUCUGUAAGAAGUAUGGGUUGUUAGGGUUCCUGUGGCACCUCCAGCACAUCUACUGCAUAAGGAAAAGCUGUAUGCUCCCAGAUCCACAGUUUAAAUACCCAACAGUUUCCUUGGUUGAUGCAUUUGUCUCAGAUGCUGGAACUUAUCCAAAGACAAAGGUCUGCUUGCAGUUUUCCCUUUGGAGUCUUGGUGCUCAGACCUGUGUUGAGAGGGUCAAAUAAGCAACUGUAUACAUAUAGUUCAUUUUUAUUAUUUUUUUUUCCAAAGUGUGGAUGACUCUGGGAGCUUUACCAUUUCUCCAGAAGACACUAUCGGCAUGGUUGGUUGAUUUUAUCUAUUUUUUUGUCUUCUGCUAAGCUCUUGGCUGCACAGUUGUAAAGGUAUUUGCUGAAUUCCCUCAGUAGUUCAUUUGGGAUGGGGUUUCAAGGCAAGUUUCAUUUACAAAUCCUUUUGCAGGAUUAGAGCCCUUUGUUCUAGAAUGUCCUUGUUCAUUCUUUGUUUAAUCAUAUUCCAUUUUCCCUCUGAAACAACCAUAAUCAUUAUUACAAUAAAUCAUGCUCUUACUUAAGUGGAUGGUUUGUGAAGAGCUUAUAAAUAGGAACAGAAAAACUGAAGAAAAACUACAUGAUUAUGUAAAUCAGACAGUGAACUAAGUGGACUGUACAACUCUGAGCAAGAAAUGGGAAAAAUUUGGGCAUGGGGGGAAUCAUAUUUUCCAAAAUGCAACUGCAGUUUAUUUAGUUUUAAAUCUAGCCCUAAAUGUUUCUGUGCUCAGAAAGAAAAAAAAACUUUUAUUGGUAACCCCCUUUCAUUUUGUAGU